GAUGCGGCUCCUGGCCCUGGCGGCCGCCAUGCUGCUGGCUCGGGCCCCGGCGCCGGAGGUCUGUGGGGCCCUCAACGUCACCGUGUCCCCAGGGCCUGUGGUGGACUACCUGGAGGGGGACAAUGCCACUCUCUACUGCCAUGUGUCCCAGAAGCGGCGGAGAGACAGCCUGCUGGCCGUGCGCUGGCUCUUCGCGCUGCCUGGCUCCCAGGAAACCUUGAUGAUUAAGAUGACCAAGCUGAGGGUGGUGCAGUACUACGGCAACUACAGCCGCAGUGCCAACCGCCGGCGGCUGCGGCUCCUUGAGGAGCGGCGUGGGGCCCUGUACAGGCUCUCUGUGCUGACCCUCCGGCCCGCGGAUCAGGGCCAUUACAUCUGCAAAGUCCAGGAAAUUAGCAGGCACAGGAAUAAGUGGACGGCAUGGUCCAAUGGCUCGUCAGCUACAGAAAUGAGAGUGAUUUCCUUCAAAACUUCCGAAGAUUCACCCUUUGAGAAAAAGAAAGAGGCCUGGGCGUUUUUUGAAGACAUCUAUGUGUACGCCGUCCUUGUGUGCUGUGUCGGGAUCCUCAGCGUCCUCCUCUUCACUCUGGUUAUCAUCUGGCAGUCAGUGUUCAGUAAGAGGAAGUCCCGAGUGAGACAUUAUUUGGUGAAAUGCCCUCAAAACAGCUCGGGGGAGACUGUCACCAGUGUGACCAGCUUGGCCCCACUGCAGCCCAAAAAGGGCAAAAGGCGGAAGGAGAAGGCUGAUGUUCCUCCUGCGGUCCCGGCCAAAGCUCCAAUAGCCACCACCUUCCAUAAACCGAAGCUGCUGAAACCACAGAGGAAAGUCGCGCUGCCCAAGAUUGCUGAGGAAAGCUUGACUUACGCAGAGCUGGAGCUGAUUAAGCCCCAUCACGCAGCCCAGGGCGUCCCCACCAGCACGGUCUAUGCCCAGAUCCUCUUUGAGGAGAACAAGCUGUAACACCACAUCUUCUCCAGUGGUCCUAUUUAAUAUACCUGCCACCCCAGUUAUUUAUGAAACCUUGGAAACAAAGUCCUUAUUUUUGUAUUUUCACGAGUACCCUCUGUGUGGUGGGAGCCCUUUCUAACUGCAUUCCAGAUGCCUUAGAAGAGGUACGGGGGUGCUCUCCACCGAAGAAUCAGGACCAUGGACCUUGGAUGAAUCUACCAGGACAAGGUUUCUCUGUGCCUGAGCCCCGAGCGGUGAGAACUCUGGUUCUGAGAGCACCAGGGAGAUUUUCUGCUGAGCCAAAUCCCUUUAUCUGCUCUUCCGCCCAUGGGUUUUUUAAAAAAACAUUUUUUUAAUCUUAAUUUUAACCUUCUCUUCCCGUAUCUGUAAUAUCAAGUACAUAGUAUAUAGCUAGAGGAAAUGGGGUUGUAGGCCAAAGUGUAAGAUGGUAGAUAAGUAGUCAUUGUUUUUCAAAGGAUGGGGUUGUGUGAAUGCUAACAAGUUUCAGGGGCUUGGGGGUCGGGCACUCCUGGAGUACAAAUAUUCCAUGUGGAAGUUGCUCUGUAUACUUGCAAGAAAUGCAGCGAUCUUGGACUCGCUGAAGGAAGAUGCACCUGAAAGAGCGUAUCCUGGAGAUGGCCUUGUUACGGGUAAUUCCCAAUGUGAGUGUUCUCUGGUGGGAUUUACCGCACACUACAGAAAUCGUUGGGCUAGCUAAUGGACCAUGUAUAUAUGGUAAAUAUACUUUAAACAUGA
Messenger RNA from Loxodonta africana (African savanna elephant), 1705 nucleotides. RefSeq names its product V-set and transmembrane domain containing 4 (gene VSTM4). Lineage: Eukaryota; Metazoa; Chordata; Mammalia; Proboscidea; Elephantidae. The record is from RefSeq and is a predicted model, not a curated record. The coding region runs from base 2 to 961 and encodes 319 amino acids. The transcript is spliced from 8 exons. Gene Ontology annotation, cellular component: membrane.